AUGUUUGCUCCAAGAAUUGAAGAUGAUAAAACUGUUGAUAGCUAUCUAGACUUAAUCUAUAGGCUCUUGAUAUCAGAUAAUAAUUUAGAAAAUAUUGAAGGUGAUAGUGAUAAUUCAAGUUUUACAAGUGACAAUAAUGAUAUUUCAACUGCAGAAAUUGCAUUGAUAUUAGACCCUAGAAUGAAAAACUUUUUGUUUGUAAAUAGAUCUAAAUAUACACAGCAAAAAUCACAAGCUAAAUUCCUUUUAAGGGAUUUAUAUACUCAACUAAAACAAGACCAAGCAAUUAAAAAUCUUAAGGAGACAACUUUGACAAUGAAUCCGAUCAACAAUACUGAGGACAUAUUUUUGAGAAUGUAG
Molecule: messenger RNA, 360 nt
Organism: Dentiscutata erythropus
Lineage: Eukaryota; Fungi; Glomeromycota; Glomeromycetes; Diversisporales; Gigasporaceae
Source: the annotation of a GenBank genome assembly